Rotaria socialis is the source of this 1563-nucleotide messenger RNA. The record is from the annotation of a GenBank genome assembly. NCBI's taxonomy places the organism in Eukaryota, Metazoa, Rotifera, Eurotatoria, Philodinida, Philodinidae.
AUGCAUCGAAUAUUUGCUACUUUAUUUCCUGAAGAACCAUUGAUAUUUCCAGAAAAGAAUGAAGAUUUGAUUGAAACGAAGAAUGAGGAACAAAUCGAAGCAUUGCAAGAUCUCUAUGGUACAUACGCUCAACCACUGAAAUGCUCAUAUCAAACAAAUUCAAAAAAGAAUUCAAUUGCGAAAAAUUCGAUAUCGAUUUUAAAAAAGCGUGAAAUCGGUUUAGUUGAUUUUCAUCGAUAUCCCGCAGCACGAUAUCGUCUAAUGGAUAGAUUAUUGCCUAAGGAAGGCGAAGUUGUUGCAUCUAUGACAAAACCAACUUUUUGUGGUCAAUUUUCCGAUGAUGGACAACGCUUUAUUAGUGCUUGUCAAGAUUACUCUAUUCGUAUUUACGACACGUCGACAUUUCGAACAUUUGAUCGUCUAGCAGAAAUCGAAUUAGAUGAUGUUGGUUGGUCUAUAUUGGAUACAACUUUAUCAACUGAUCGAAAUAGUGUGGUUUAUUCAACAUGGUCGCAUAGCAUUUAUUUAAUAAAAUUGAAUGGAGAUGAAUGCCAAUCUACAAUUCAACCAUUAUAUUUACAACCUCUUUCGAAUAAUUUUUCAGUAUUUUCUUUACAAUUCUCUGCUGAUUGUUCAGAAAUAAUUUGUGGUGCAAACGAUGCGUGUGUAUAUAUAUAUGAUCUUCAAAAACAACAACGAACAUUACGUGUUUCAGCUCAUCAAAAUGAUGUUAAUGCUGUUCGUUUUCUUGAUGAUUCUAAUUCAUUGAUUGUUAGUGGUUCAGAUGAUGGUCUUGUUUUAGUUUGGGAUAGACGAGCAUUGAAUGAAUCUCAACCGAAACCCGUGGGAAUAUUUGCCGGUCAUUCAAGUGGAAUUACUUUUGUACAUAGUCGAAUGGAUUCUAGAUAUUUAAUAUCUAAUUGUAAAGAUCAAAGCAUUAAAUUAUGGGAUAUACGUCGUUUUGCGAAUGAGUCAACAAUACAGAAUAGUCGUACAGUAUCAAAUGCUAUUAAUCGCGUUUGGGAUUAUCGAGCCGGUGCACAACCACAAACACUUCAGAGACAUGGUAUUUCUGGUGAUCCAAGUGUAUGUACAUAUCGUGGACAUUCUGUGGGUUACACAUUGAUACGUUGUUAUUUUUCACCAUUAUUUACGACUGGACAGCGGUAUAUUAUCACGGGAUCAUCCGAUGGUUGUAUAUAUAUUUAUGAUGUUCUUACCGGUGCUGUUGAACGAUGUCUUCGUAUACGAAAUAAUCAAUAUGGUACUGGACGUGAUAAAUGUGUGCGAGAUGUAGCUUGGCACCCCUUUGAAAACUAUAUUAUAUCAACAUCAUGGGACAAUCGUCGAGCGCAUGUGCGUUGGACUCACACAAUAGAUAUUACAACAGAACCUAGUCUAUCACCUCCAGUGGAAACGAAAGUUGCUGCUGUACAAACUCCACCUUCGCUUGCAACUGAUCAACCAUUGAAUCGUCUAGCGGCAUUUCGAAGAUCAUUAAUUCAACCAUUUAUUGACAUUGACUUCAGUAUGGAUAGUGAAACAGAGUCAUUAUCCGAAUAA